Messenger RNA from Petromyzon marinus (sea lamprey), 5661 nucleotides. RefSeq lists its product as uncharacterized. Lineage: Eukaryota; Metazoa; Chordata; Hyperoartia; Petromyzontiformes; Petromyzontidae. Gene Ontology annotation, molecular function: calcium ion binding. The record is from RefSeq and is a predicted model, not a curated record.
GCUUAUUUUUACAUUGAAAGUCCUCAUACUCAAAGAUUCAUUAUGCUUGCAAGAGACAGAGAUAAUCUGAGGGAGGAAUCCUGCAUUUGACAAUUAAUCCAUAUUUUUGUGAAAUGUGUGUAUGAAGGUUGCUGGCUGCAGGUGUAACCCGGGGUACACAGGGAUGCAAUGCACGGACAACUUCGAUGCUUGUGCAGACAACCCAUGUCAUCCUGGUGUAACAUGCUUAGACCAGCUUCCGCCCUCCAUGGAUUUUAACUGUGGACCUUGCCCUAGAGGACUCACGGGAAAUGGAUCCAAGUGUUAUGACGUGGAUGAGUGUUUGACCGUGCCACCUGUCUGCAAUCAAACAUGUACAAAUGUGCUCGGCAACUAUACAUGCAGCUGCAACAGUGGCUACAUCAAUACCUCUGCAGACAGCUCCCAGUGCCAAGAUGUUGACGAAUGCAUGAAGUUGAUUUCCAACUGCAGCCAAAACUGUAUCAACACCCCAGGGGGUUUUCAGUGUAGCUGUUACAGUGGAUUUCACAGCGUGAAUGGCGUGUGUAAUCCGGAUACUCCAUGUCAGAUGAACAUCUGUAGCGGAAAUGGAACCUGUUACAUCGACAACUUAAAUGCAUCAGCCUGUCAAUGCGACAACGGCUACAUCCUGAACGGCACGAGCAGAACGGAGUGCAUCAACAAGAACGAGUGCAGCUCAUCCUCACUUUGCGACCCCACACAUGGGACGUGCAACGACACAGUGGGCAGCUUUGUGUGUGGCUGCGUGGCUGGGUACAUGGUCGGCAGCGACGGUCGCACCUGCCAGGAUAUCAACGAGUGUCAGAAUGGAAACGCCAACUGCAAGACUUAUUCGUCGUGUCAGAACACCCAAGGGUCCUUCAAAUGCGCAUGCGAUAAUGGAUUCCAAAUGAACGGAACAGAAUGUGUGGACAUAGAUGAGUGCAAAACCACAAACAACUGCACUGGAAACGCUGUGUGUGAGAACACUGUGGGCUACUACCUCUGCUGCUACCCUGGUUAUAAAAGCAAUGGAACUUCUUGUGAGGACGAGAAUGAAUGUUCCAUGGGCAAGCAUAAUUGUACUGUGCAGCAGACCUGCAUCAAUACCGCUGGAUCAUACAAUUGCCAGUGCAAUCAGGGAUACCAGCAAACUGGAUCAACUUGUGUUGACAUCAAUGAGUGCGAUACGACCAAGUGCCCUCCGCUCGCCAAAUGCACAAACAAUCCUGGCUCAUACACAUGUCUUUGCCCAAGCAACUACUGGAAUAAUGGCAAGCAGUGUGUGGCAACAAGUUGCGCGCAGACCACAUGCACAACUGAGUACUGCAGUAAUGGAGGAACUUGCUUGAAUAAUGUGAAUUGCACUGCCACAUGCGCUUGCUUGCCUGGCUACACGGGUGACAAAUGCCAGUAUGGUCUUGACAUUGUCAGUUCAUACAUCAACACAGACUUGCACGUGACAUACUCGCUGUUCAUAUAUGUAUCAUUUGGCACUGAGACUAGUCCUAUAAUUAUAAGUGACAACACUUCAUCAGCGGUUAUAACGAAGUUGAUGGUAUCUAAAAUCUACUACGACUUCAAAGUGAACACUAUCAGUGCCGCAAUACCAUUUAUCCUGAACUGCACUGCUCGUUUUAACUACACAACAAACCAGGAUGUGAAUUCCAUAUACGAUGGGACUCUAAAUUCAACGAUUAAUAACAUCAACUAUAUCACGCGUGCUGCACAACAAAACCUGACACUGCUAAAUUCAACAAUGUCUAAUCCACUUUCCAAGGAUGACCUCCUUAACUACACAGUAUGCAGUACAAAUAUGCCUGGAUACAAAGCUGAGUGGAAUGGCACAUACAACAUCGUAUGCAGGUCUCCCUGUGUGAACUCAAAUUUGUGUAACAAUGGAGGAACAUGUUUGCCCUCGAACACUGGGCCUGUGUGCAUCUGCCAACAAGAAGGACUGUACCAUUCUGAUGGACCCACGUGUGAAAACAUCACUAUCAAAACAUCAGCCUUCUUCGCAAUAUUAUUCGCAAGUCUUGGAAGUUUGGCUUUGCUUGGAAUAGGCACCUACAUAUGCUGGCGAUACAAAACAGGAAGAAGCUACAAUGUAUUUGGGAAUAAACAGAGUUCACGAAUUCGUGACGAAGGAUUAUACCAAUAUAUACCACAUAACCUUCCAGCGUCGUUCACCAGCAAGGCAACGUAAUUGAUCUCCAUCACGAACCUCGAAGCACUUUGGAACUCAAGCAUGAAAAACAACUCCGUAUAUAAAACCCACUAAAUUUAUUGUCUAUAUGCUGUACUUUUGUAAAAGCAAUUUUAAAUUGGAUACAUUCCUACACUCGGUCUACUAUUGGCCAAGUAAUAAUUAAAAUGCAGAAUAUUACGAGACCCUUUUAAUAAUGCUGUAAAAUAACAUGCAGCAUGUUCAAUGGGAAUGUGUUGGCGACAUUUAUUCUUCGGUCAUUUUAAGUAAUUCUAACCAGUUUUGAGCUAUCGACAUAUAUAUACCAAGAAAACAUGCUCAUUACCAUUAUGCAUUGUUUUAAUUGGUUUGCAAUGGAUUUUAAUCAUUCGUAAUCAUUCAUUUUCAAUCCACUGCUGGACGAAAGCUUCACCGUCGCCAUCCUCACACAGUCCUGCGAUGCUACAACUUAUCCCAAUCCUGCGCAUGCGCCGAUCUCAUUCUUCCAUCUCACCUGGUUGGUCAUCCUCUUGAGAGUGUUCCCUCCUUCAAUAGCCAUUCCAUCACUGGUCUUGGCCAUCAACUCUGUGAAGGAAAAUAAGUGGCCUAUGCUCACUUACGUUCGUCAAGAGUAAAUCUGAUUUACAUUUGUUCCCCAGUUCAUGUGUCACUCUUCUGUGGCUCAUUGUAUGCCCCAACAUUCCCAAUUUUCCAAAUAUUUUAAAUGGCAAUACUUUUUAAUGCAAUUUCAUCCAAGGUAUGAUGAGUGGUAAACGAUGUUUUGGUAUUGAAUGGAACUCGAAAAAGGUUUCUUAUUUGUGUGUUGUUAAUUAUUAAUCAUACAGAAUGAGUCAUAUGCAGGUGCCUGUGAUUAACUAUUACUACUGGUAUUUGUUCACUAUAAUGUUACAAAGGUAAUCCCGUUGAUAUUGAACAGUAAUAAAUAUAUUCAGGGAUUUUGAAUGGGAUGAAUUUGGGAAAUUAUAAUUGCACAAUAAAACUGUCAUUAUUGUGCGACAACAACGCAAUAACACGAUAUUUAGUACAAUGUUUAAAGGUAGGCUUGUGAGCCAAGUGUGACGGAUGCUAAAUUGGGGGUGGUUUUUGACAGGUUAUGAUGUGAAAGGCAGUUUUUUAAUCACCGUGUGCACACAGACAUUCAUUUAUGAUUUGAAACAGUGGGUCAUGCUGGGCUUAGAUCAACAAGCCAAAUUAUUGGGUCAGAGUUCACAUUCAUUUGUAACUUCGACCACCUUCACAUCAUCUGCUUAUCAUAGGUUUUGAAAUGACUCCUCAUUCAUAGACAUUUGUAGAGUGCUCAGGGAGGAGUUAUCUGAGCAAACGUACACAUACUGCACGUACGUUAAUUGCAAAUGAAGAUAGGUGUUACAUAUAUUAUAUAUUAAUUGUAUACAUUAUUACAUAGCUUGGGUGAAUGCAACAGUUGUUUACGUGGUUACAAUACAGUAGUUGUGGCAAAUAGUUUGGAAAUACGGUCUACAUUGUGAAUUUUACUGGUUUUGCCUUAGAAAACUAAAAAUGGUGACAUGCCAUUGUGAUAAGCCAUCAGUAAAAAUGUUGCUAUGAAGGCAUGCAUUUAAUCUCCAUGGUUAUGGUUUUAUAACACAUGAAUAUGCAAGUGGAUGAAAGUCAAUGACAAUUACAAUCAAGUCACUUUGUAAAAUAAUACUUACAACACACACACUAUCAGAUAAAGUCCUCCCAAUGCUGUGCCAAGUCGAGGGGGUUGUUUGACCCUACGUCACCACACUGAUCCGUGGAGUUGUGAAUAUGCUUUGCUGGAGCAGAUUUAUUGUCGCCAUAGAGAGGAAACCGAGUAAGAAGCAGGUUCUUUUGCCACCGUUUCCUGAUCGAAAUGUUGCCGUUAUGGCCACCAAAACCAGUGUAAAAUGUAAUGUGAUCACGUAACGUCAAUAAUAAAAUCAUUGCAAUAUUCCAAUAAACAUGUAAACUUUGCUGGAUGUGGUUUUGUCUGAGUGUUAAAUGUGUAGUGGUGUACAUAGUGUGUAUAUAGCGUUGUACCGGCGGAAAGGAUGUACUGCAGGUGUGGGACCUCUCCCUAGCACAUAAAUGAGGGGUUGGGCCCCUAAGGGGCAUGGUCCGGGUGCCAGUGAGUAGAGGCCGUGUGAGGACAUGGUACUCCAGAUGAACCCGGGCAGUGCACGUGACCGAACGAGGGGAUAACGGCGGCCAGGGGGCACGUGACGGGCCACGUGACCGGAGCCCCGACUCUACCAGAAAGAUCUCCCGUCAAGUGGCUAUGAAUAGCCGUGGUGGUUCCCGCCGAAUAUAGAUAUCCCGUCAAUGUUCACGAAGUUACCCGUGGAGGUUACCGCCAUAUAUAGUCUCGCUAUUGAGUGGUUAUGUGUUAGCCCGUGGUGGUCAACAUCUUAAGUAGUUAUCCAGUGGAAGUUAUGUUGUUCAAGGAAUAAACGUGUUGCCUCCAAGUCUUGGCGUGUGUCUGAAUAUAACCCACUACAACUGGUGUUGGAAGUGGUCGAAAAUAUUAUUAAGUUAUAGCCAAGAGUAGGUGUCAUGUUCACACGGAGGCAACGACUUACAACGACGAAUUCGGACGUGGACGAAGCAAUAAUUCCCCAGACAGCCCCAGGGCCCGCUGUCUCGGAAAAAGGUUACGAGAUAAAGUUGCAGCCGGAGCAGUGCGUCAAACGUCACGUCACCGUGCCACCGCCGCCAUCUGAACAGAGCAACGGGCGAGCCGUUCUCGUCUUGCCAAGCUUCUUCAAACUGCGCGGGAAAGUUCUGGCGCGCCGCCCGUGGUUGAGCGGGUCGUUGACUCUGCAAAGGCGAGCUCUCUGCAGAAAAUGACACGUGAAGUGUCUUCACUAGAGCGACGACUCCCCUUCGUGAAAGAAUUCUCCACUAGGGGAGGUUAUUGGAAAGCUUUUCCUCGCCGUUUCUCAGCUAAUUGUGAACUGGCCCAAUAGACUGAGGUGGAAGCGCUACGUGCGCUCCCCACCACUCUUGAUGAUGAUGCCCUGGCGGCGUUUGACACCAUCCCGCCAACUGAGAGGGCCACGCUACAAAAAGUUUUUAACCAAAUGGCAGCCAUCUACGACCCACCGUUGAAUAUAACAUAACAUAAGUUUGCCGCACGGUGGCAGGGGGAGGCCGAGACACCUCUUGCCUUCUGCAGUGCACUUUUGGCAUUGGGUUGGGCGGCCUUCCCGAAGAUGGAAUGAGAGGGGAUGGACUCGAUGGUGCUUGAGUGCAUGCUGGCAUUGGCUGAAGAGCUGGGAGUAGUUUUCCCGGCUACGGAGGAUGAUGACUUCACUUCCCUCAAAAUUGCACGAAUCAUCCAAGCCCAUCUUCAUCUCAAACAACGUGCCGGGGUGGCGGCAUGCACCGCACCUCCCGAGGUGUUGGCUGUACCCGAAAAGACAGAAGAACUUCCCUUGUGCGCCUCCAUCGACAGCGGUGGCUGGAGAAAAGGC